This is a messenger RNA of Nerophis ophidion (straightnose pipefish), 2674 nucleotides long. Its product is annotated as sodium-dependent lysophosphatidylcholine symporter 1-like. Gene Ontology annotation, molecular function: symporter activity. Lineage: Eukaryota; Metazoa; Chordata; Actinopteri; Syngnathiformes; Syngnathidae. Gene Ontology annotation, biological process: carbohydrate transport. The record is from RefSeq and is a predicted model, not a curated record. Gene Ontology annotation, cellular component: membrane.
UUUUGUAGAAGAAGAAAUAAAUGCUACAUUACAUAUUGUUAAAUACAAAACUUAGUGUCAGCUUUGGGUUGUAAGUCACACACGGUACUUUUAUUAUGAGGGCCAUUUGUGGUCUGCAGCUCGAGUUUUGUUGGCCUGCAACAUUCAUGGAAAAAAAAGAUGUAAUCACAAAAAUUUUGAAUUGUUAAAACACUGAUAGUAAUAUAGUGUGUCACUUAUAAGGAGCAGCACGGAGGUCCAGGGGUUAUUGCAUGUACCUCACAAUAUGAAGGUCCUGAGAUCAAACCCGGGCUCGGGAUCUUCCUGUGUGGAGUUUGCAUGUUCUACCCGUAACCGUGUGGGUUCCCUCCCAACGCCAAAGACAUGCACCUGGGGAUAGGUUGAUAGGCAACACUAAAUUGGUCCUAGUGUGUUGGCCCUACGAUGAGGUGGUGACUUGUCCAGAGUGUACUCCCCCUUCCGCCCGAAUGCUGCUGAGAUAGGCUCCAGCACCCCCGCGACCCUAAAAGGGAGAAGCUGUAGACAAUGGAUUGAUGGAUGUCACCUAUAUAAUUUUAUUUCUACAAAAUAAAAUACCAAAAUGGUGACUUCUCAAAGUUUGGAAACUUCUAGUUGUUAGUGUAAAUUAUUUUUCCAUUAUACCACAUCUUCUUGCUUACAUUUUUACGACAACAUGUUGCAGGCCAACAAUACUCCAAAUAGACCCCGUACCUCACUUAGGACACCACUGAUCUAAUCGUUUCACCGAGGGAGGAGGUGGUCCGGGUUUCCCUAAAAGAGUUGUUCAACCAGAUUCCAAGUGUUAAUUUGAAGACUUAAGAACAAGCACAGGUGUGAAACAACAUCCAUUCUGAAGCUCAGAGAGAAAAAGAGAGUGCAUCUGUUUGGGUUGACGUGUGAGGAGCCAUGAUGAAAUGUAUCCAAAAAUUGAAGAAUCCGUUUUUAGAACUUUCAGAAAGGACCUCAUCGGGCAUGCGGCAGGAAUCUUCAGGUGGGAUUUCUCUGACCAGGAAGUUAUGUUUUGCUGCUGGAGGUGUCCCAUAUCAGCUCACCCCUGUGGCCAUUAGUGUCUCACUACAGAUCUUUCUACUGGAGGUUGCACAGUUGGAGGUCUUCUCCACCUCCAUGGUUCUGUUGGUGAGUCGGGUCUGGGAUGCAGUGACUGACCCUCUGGUCGGAUACCUGGUGAGCCGCAGCAGGCGGACACCGAUCGGUAAACUCACUCCAAGGCUCGUUCUUUCCACGCCAUUUGGGGUUCUGUCUUACGUGCUGCUGUGGUUUGUUCCCCAAGUUAAGACGUCUCUUAAGACGACGUGGUUUGUUGCAGCUGCCUGCCUGCUUGAGACCCUCAUGAGUGGCUACAAUGUCCCCUAUCUCUCUUUGAGUAUGUUCCUUGGAGGAGACCAGAGAGAAAGAGACUCUGCCACCGCCUACAGGAUGAGCGUGGAGAUGACGGCGAUGCUGUUAGCAUCCGUCAUCCAGGGUCAGGUCUUGGCGGUGUACCAUGCAGAAAAGCAGGAGGCCUGUGAGCAGCUAGAACAAGAUGGACCCCCAAGCUUGUCUCCACCGCAUGUUGCAUCACUUCAAGCGACGCAAAAGGCUUUCCUGACCUCUGCUGUGGUUAUUGGAGGGCUGUUUUUCAUCUGUAGCCUUGUUCUCUUUUUGGGAGUGAAAGAGCACCAGGGCCCCGUGAGCUCCAGUGACAAAGUACGGCCAUCUUUUACAAACUCAUUGAAGAUGCUGAUCUGUCACAUUGCUUUACGACGUCUGGUGCUCGGAUUUGUGUUCAGCUCUUUUGCAUUUCAGACAUCCUUGGGAAAUUUUGCCCUGUUUUGCAGUCAUGCGGCGAAUCUCGGAGAUCAAUUCCAACACCUACUACUGGUUUUACUGAUUUCUGCAUCAGUAGCAGUUCCUCUAUGGCAAUUGGUUCUCCUCAGAAUUGGAAAAAAGGCCACGGUCUUCAUCGGGUUCUCACUAUUCAUCCCUAGCAUCAAUAUAGUCGCCUGUGUCCCCAGCCACCUCCCUGUUUUCAUGAUAAUGUGCGUCCUGAUGGGAUUCAGUGUGGCGAUGAUAUUUUUGUUACCAUGGUCCAUGCUCCCUGAUGUGGUUGAGGACUUUGCCUUAACGCAUCCCUCCUGUAAAGACCUGGAGCCGCUGUUUUUCUCCUGCUACGCCUUCUGCAAUAAGCUGGCAGGAGGCCUCGCUAUUGGACUCUCCACCAUGACUUUGCAAUUUGUUGGAUACAAGGCCGGCGAGUGUCACCAUAGCCACGGAGUGGUGACAGCUCUAACAGUGCUGUUUUCGCCUGUUCCCAUCGCUCUACUGUUGAUAGGGAUGAUGUUCUUUCACUCCUAUCCAAUCAAUGAGAGGCAAAGUCCGUCAAACAAAGAAGCGGCUACUUCCUAUUUAACAGCUCCAUCUUCAUCAUUACAGCAAAGGGAAAACGCAGAGCAGUUUGCUGGUGUGACAACAAUUUCACAUCUGCUGCACACAUCCAAUUCAUCACAUGCACGUCCAGAUACUCAUGUUAGAUUAUCUGCCAUAUUUAUUGACUCAAGUUGUACAUCGUCAAAGAAGAGAUCCAAAGUCUCUUGGGUGUAGCAAAUGUUUCACUAUCUAGAAUUAGUCUGAUUUCAAGCUUACAUAACAGAAAAUAAAUGGCAGUCAAAAGUUC